GUGCCUAGAGCUACCUGAAAAACAUUCAACGUUCUACUCACGAUUCUACUGGUCAUUUCUCCUCGUCCUUUGCUGUGACUUGGUAAAGAUGCUGCAUUAAAGCCCGAUUGAAAAACAAGACAUGCGGUCAUGAAACGGGAGGUUAAAGUCUACCAUGUCGUAUUCACGUUUGCAAUAUUAUUUGAGCAAAGGUACGUUCCUAACCUGUAAAGUGACAAAUAGUUGUUUCCCUAAGAUAUUAUUUCGCUUCAAACACGAAGAGAAAAAAUUGAUAUUGAAAAUGAAUGAGGCGUUCGUUCGUUACGACGAAGAAGCCGAGACAUUCGAUGUGAGUUUUCGAUAUAUUAACGCAGAACGUAAUCUGAACAAGCAGUUCAAUUUCAACAGAAAACCCGAUUCCACGGUGUCCAAUUUUCUCUCAAGAGUCGACACGAAUGUCGGUAACGCUCUGAACGCAAAGAAAAAAAAGAGAAAAUUGAAAGGUAAGGUUUUAGAAGACCCCCUCCCUGUCGAGGAGUGCAAAUCUGCUCUCCUAUCCCAUGGUAUACCUGUCGAAGGUGACGCAGCCUGCAGAAGUAUUUUCACAUCAAAAGCUGACAUUAGCCUAGUGGUACUAGGAAGUGUAUAUUCAGUCAAAUACAACGCUCCAUGGGUGAGCGACAUCAGAUUGCCAAAAUGCAUACUUGCCGCGUUUCCAACUUAUCCGGCAAGGUUUGAAGCUUCUCACACUUCUCAAACCGAGACAACAUUUACGUGGUACACAAAUAACAAAUCGAAACCCCAUACCAACGAUUGGCAAGAAGUCGGUCAAGGAUUUGUUUACACCCCCAAAGUCGAAGAAAUUGGCUGCCUGCUGAAACUGCAAUGCGUGCCCAAAAAAGCAGAUGAAGUAGGACCAACCGUCGAAGUCCAAUCUUCGUCAACAAUUGAGGCUGGUCCAGGGCAUUGUCCAUUCGAAACAAGGCACUCAUUUACCAAGAAAAAACUCUCUGGCGAUUGUUUCAGAAUAGUGUCAUACAACAUACUCGCAGAUUUGUACACUGACUCUGGCUACUCUAGAGAUGAACUCUUUCCGUACUGCCCACCAUACGCUCUAGAGAUGGACUACCGAAAGUAUCUUAUUCUCAAAGAGUUGAUAGGGUACAAUUCUGAUAUUAUCUGUCUCCAAGAGGUGGAUCAUAAAAUAUUUCAUCGUGACCUACUUCCGACACUUUCAACUCUUGAUUACAACGGUGUUUUUAAUCGUAAGGGUGGGACUGUGAGUGAAGGGCUAUCGACUUUCUUCAACAUUCAUAGAUUCCAAAAACUGAACUUCGAAUCUACUGUCAUUGGUGAGAAUGUAGAUUUACCAGGAUUCGAUCAGACUUGGAAUUCUAUAACGAACGAAAAAGUCAAGGAAAGGUUUUUGCGCAGAUCUACUGCUGUGCAAGCAACAACAUUACUGUCGCUUGACAAUCCUUCAGAAAUUCUUGUUGUUGGCAAUACACAUUUGUAUUUUCAUCCGGAUGCCGAUCAUAUACGAUUAUUGCAAGGCUAUUAUAGCCUCCUUUACGUUCGUAACGUUGCAAAUGAAGUUCAGAAAAAGUUCCCGGACCACAAUGUAAGUAUCAUAUUGUGCGGCGAUUUCAACAGUUCACCAGAUUCUGGUAUUUAUCAACUGAUGUGCAAAAAUCAAAUACCUGAAGAUUACAAAGACUGGAGUAGUAAUACUGAAGAGGCAGUACAAUCUGUAUCACUAUCGCACAAUAUGUCGUUUGCUAGUGCAUGCGGUACACCCGAGUAUACAAACUUUACGAAAGGGUUUGCUGACUGUCUUGAUUACAUAUAUUAUCAGACGGACCGACUGCAAGUUGAUCAAGUCAUUCCAAUGCCAAGCACUGAAGAGCUCACCCAACACACAGCGUUACCAUCCGUCGUAUUCCCUAGUGACCAUAUUAGCAUAUGUGCAGAUCUCAAGUGGAAUAUAACUCGUUGAUAAUUAUUAUUUUAGUGAAAUUUGUAAGAUCGAAUGAAUUUUCUUGAGCAAUUAAAAUAUGGAUUUUCAUGAAUUGGAAUUAGUUUUUCGAAAAAAA
This is a messenger RNA of Diprion similis, 2072 nucleotides long. RefSeq names its product 2',5'-phosphodiesterase 12. Gene Ontology annotation, biological process: nuclear-transcribed mRNA catabolic process, deadenylation-dependent decay. The coding region runs from base 155 to 1975 and encodes 606 amino acids. Gene Ontology annotation, molecular function: 3'-5'-RNA exonuclease activity. The record is from RefSeq and is a predicted model, not a curated record. Gene Ontology annotation, cellular component: mitochondrion. The transcript is spliced from 6 exons. NCBI's taxonomy places the organism in Eukaryota, Metazoa, Arthropoda, Insecta, Hymenoptera, Diprionidae.